Rhodotorula toruloides NP11 is the source of this 1116-nucleotide messenger RNA. RefSeq names its product 3-deoxy-8-phosphoheptulonate synthase. The transcript has 10 exons. Gene Ontology annotation, molecular function: 3-deoxy-7-phosphoheptulonate synthase activity. The record is from RefSeq and is a predicted model, not a curated record. Gene Ontology annotation, cellular component: cytoplasm. Gene Ontology annotation, biological process: aromatic amino acid biosynthetic process. The coding region runs from base 1 to 1116 and encodes 371 amino acids. Lineage: Eukaryota; Fungi; Basidiomycota; Microbotryomycetes; Sporidiobolales; Sporidiobolaceae.
AUGGAGACCCAGAGCGUUCUCAGCGACAUCAGCUACCAGUACGAGGACUACGGCGACAACAUUCGCAUCUCUGCGAUCGAGCCCCUCAUCCAGCCUGCCCUCCUCAAGUCCGAAGUCCCGCUCUCCGACGCCUCGAAGCGCACCAUCGCCAGGUCCCGCGCGCAGGUCGCUGCCGUCCUCCGCGGCGAGAUUGACAAGCUCGUCGUCGUCGUCGGCCCUUGCUCGAUUCACGACGUCGACGAGGCCAAGGAGUACGCUGCGCUCCUCAAGGAGGAGGCCAAGAGCUUGCCCAACCUCGUCGUCUUGAUGCGCGCCUACUUCGAGAAGCCCCGUACCACCGUCGGCUGGAAGGGCCUCAUCAACGACCCCGAGAUCAACGGCACGUACCAGAUCAACAAGGGUCUCCGGAUAGCUCGCACGCUCCUCGCCGAGCUCACCGCCAGCGGCGUUCCCGUCGCUUGCGAGCUUCUCGACACCAUCUCGCCGCAGUACCUCGCCGACGUCAUCUCGUGGGGCGCUAUCGGCGCUCGCACGACUGAGUCGCAACUUCACCGCGAGCUCGCGUCCGGCGCCUCGUUCCCCAUCGGCUUCAAGAACGGCACCGACGGCUCGCUCGGAGUCGCCGUCGACGCCAUGCUUUCCGCCGCUCACCCUCACUCGUUCCUCGGUGUCACCGAGUCGGGUCUCGCCGCCAUCGUCCGUACCGCCGGCAACCGCGAUGUCCACGUCAUCCUUCGCGGCGGCUCGCGCGGCACGAACUACGACUCGGCGAGCGUCAAGAGCGCCGUUGAGCAGGUCCGCAAGAUCUCCAAGCCCGAGUUGCCGUUCCUCCCCGCCGUCAUGGUCGAUGCUUCGCACGCCAACUCGCAGAAGGACCACCGCAAUCAGCCGAAGGUCAUCGCCGACGUCUGCGAGCAGAUGCGUGCCGGUGAGAAGGGCAUCUGCGGCAUCAUGGUCGAGUCGAACUUGGACGAGGGCGCGCAGAAGGCGCCGAACGGUCGUCAGGGCUUGAAGCGCGGCGUCAGUAUCACGGAUGCGUGCGUCGACUGGGAGACGACGAAGCGGAUGCUGCGUGACCUCAACGAUGCUGUCACUGCCAGGAGGGAGAAGGCUUAG